CUACCACCCCAACCAUUUGGAUACAUACAUACAUACAUAUUUGCAGUUUGGGCUCCUUUUUUUGGCCUUUUCCUUCUUAUUAAGCCUCAAAACCUAUUUCUUCAUUUUCUCUACCUUCAACCAAAAAAACCCUGAAACAGAUUAGAACAACAAAAAGAGAAAAGGAAAAAAGUUCAAAUUUUGAGGUGUUUUUUGAAGAUGGGUCUCUCAAAUUUUCCUCCUUCAGCUGAAGGAGUGUUGCUGUUACCAGUUUUAGUGAUGCACACUGUAAUGUCAAUGGCGUUUUUGAAGAAUUUUGUGAGAUCUGUCAUACAAAUGAUGAGUGCCAGUGGGAAUUCUUCGAGUUCUGAAGAAGAAUACGAUUGGGAAAAUGGAAGAGAAAGAAGGAUUUCAAUUACUCAGUUCAAAACUUUGGGGCAAAGCUUCAAUGGCGAAACAGAGGAGGAGUUUGUUUCGAGGUGUGUUAUGGCAGAGUGUUGUGUUUGUCUUUGUAGGUUUGAAGCUGAUGAAGAAGUUAGUGAGUUGUCUUGUAAGCAUUUUUUUCAUAAAGCUUGUCUUUCUAAGUGGUUUGAUAAUAAGCACUUUACUUGUCCUCUUUGUCGCUCUAUCGAAUAACGUUUUUCAACAAUUUUAGGGUUUUUUUCUUUUUAAUUUCUCUCUCUCUCUCUCUUCCUAUUUUAUUUUGAGUGAAAGAGGAUGAAGUUUUGUAACUGAUAAGUGAUAUAUAAUUAAAUUCACUAUACCCAUCGUAAGUUUUUGGGUACUGGUGAUUUAUGUUCAAA
Cucumis melo (muskmelon) is the source of this 782-nucleotide messenger RNA. RefSeq names its product probable E3 ubiquitin-protein ligase XERICO. The record is from RefSeq and is a predicted model, not a curated record. The transcript has a single exon. Lineage: Eukaryota; Viridiplantae; Streptophyta; Magnoliopsida; Cucurbitales; Cucurbitaceae. Bases 199 to 615 code for a protein of 138 amino acids.